AAAAGUGAAGCCAUGCAUGCAGGAGUGGGAGGAUCCAUCCACUCGCUUCAAUCUCGAUCUCAGACUUUUUAGCAGCGACAGGAGCACAACCAGCCAACCAAGCAACCAUCCGCCUCUGUUCCUUCCAAAGAGUUAGAGCCGGGACAUCUACACACACACACACACACACAUACACACACGCGCGCUCCUAUAUCUUUGGAUUUGUUGUCAACUUUUUCCUCUUCCUCCGGCGCGUAUGAGUGUGUGCUUUUUUUUUCACUCUCCCUCCUCCUUGACGAGACUCUUAUUCCGUGAAGACAUUUUCUCUGCAGCUCUCCAGUCUGCUCGAGGACGCCGAAGAUAAAACUCGCUCGGUUCCUCUGAUCAUACAACAGGUGACUGACUUCUUUCUCCACGCGUAUUGUUUGCUUUGCCUGUGACACGCAGGGAUCAGUGGAGCCGGCUCACACUCACUCUCGCCUCCCAACUGUUGCCAGCAUCUGACUCCACUCGUGUUUUUUCGCAUCAGGUCUAGUUGUGUUGUUCUCCUGCCCCGCGUGUAUAUACACAUUAUAUACAUACAUUUAUACAGCAGCUCGUCCUCUCGCUGUCCCUCCACACAGCUCUCUGUGUACCGGGGACUUAUCUGACCGUCUUCUUAUGGAUAUUGCAACAGGUCUGGUGUCACUGCAGGAGCGCCUCUCCGUGCGAGAACAGUCCGAGACUUGCAUCAUGCUGGACGGCAUAAAAAUUGAAGAUCACCCCCUGCGAUCGGGACAGGCCACGCUGGGAGUUAUGCUCGGCUCCGAGUGUCACCACCCGUCCGUGUGUGAAGGAUGCCAGCGGCCCAUCUCUGACCGCUUCCUGAUGAGAGUCAACGACUCUUCGUGGCACGAGGAGUGUUUGCAGUGCACCGUGUGUCAGCAGCCCCUCACCACCAGCUGUUACUUCAGAGAGAGGAAACUUUACUGCAAACACGACUACCAACA
Paralichthys olivaceus (Japanese flounder) is the source of this 968-nucleotide messenger RNA. The record is from RefSeq and is a predicted model, not a curated record. Lineage: Eukaryota; Metazoa; Chordata; Actinopteri; Pleuronectiformes; Paralichthyidae.